Messenger RNA from Drosophila willistoni, 848 nucleotides. Its product is annotated as C-type lectin 37Db. Lineage: Eukaryota; Metazoa; Arthropoda; Insecta; Diptera; Drosophilidae. Gene Ontology annotation, molecular function: signaling receptor activity. The transcript is spliced from 2 exons. The coding region runs from base 7 to 498 and encodes 163 amino acids. The record is from RefSeq and is a predicted model, not a curated record.
AUCACAAUGCAACUAAUCGUAAUCUUCCUCUUGCCUUUUAGUGUGGUGCUAGCUCAAAAGGCCUGCUCCUACGACUACGUCAAGUUGGGUAACACCGCAUAUAAACUAGAACGUGGCAAGGUCAAUUGGUGGGAUGCCGCCAGACGUUGCAUGGACUACGGAUCCCAAUUGGCCAGUAUCGACAGUGAAGAGGAACUUAAGGAAAUCACAACUUAUUUAAAUCAAAUGGGGUUUGCUGCCACUGAAGCUGUUUGGUUCUCUGGAAUUGGCAUUAAGACUGGCUCUUGGGUCUCACUGGCCACUUCGAAAAUCAUGUCCUUCUUUAAGUGGGCCCCGAAUGAACCAAACGAUUACGGCUAUGAGAACUGUUUGGGUAUCAUGCCAACAACUGGAACUUGGCUUAUGUACGAUUUGAGUUGUUUUAAGGAAUAUGCAUUCCUAUGUGAGAGUAAUAUCAAGCCAACUGAUGGAAGCACCCAGCUUAACGUUAUACAAUAAGUAUCAGCAAUUUGAUGUUAAUCACAAUCGCUGCAGGAAAUAUUUUAAGAAGCAGCUGAAAUGAUACUUUAAACGACAUUAAAAUUUUAAUCCAUUUGCUUGGAAUAAUCUUAGUUCUCUUCAAUGCAAUAAAAAAAUGUAUACAAAAUCAGACUACCAUAAUAUGUAUGUAUUCUUUUAUGGUAACAAAGAAAACCAAAACCCAAUCAUUCCAAUAUUGAGAAUGCCAAAUUUAAUUAUUAUUUGUGAGUACAAAACAGCUUACCAAAAUGUUAGGGAGAAGUUCGUUAACAUUUUGAUUUAAAUUUGAAUUAAAACUUCUUUAAACUUCUUUUAAUAUUGAUCGUUUA